GUGUACUGUCUGUGUGGAUACGAAACAGAAUCGCGCUGACAAGAAGAAACCUUUUCAUUAUUCCUACCGCGAUAAAAUACCCAAUUUUCAAGUAUUUUAUUUGUAACUUGAUUUGAAAAAUUGAAACAGUGAAGUGAAGUACUUUCGGAAAAAAUCUGGUGAUUGAAUCCUACUUUCCGCAGUAACGGUGUUAUUUAUUACCAGGUUAUUUUUCGGUCUACAGUUUUUGUGGAAAAAAAAGUUAAAUCCUUGCUUGAUGAUGAAUGCUUGAUUUAUACAGCACAACUUUGGGUGAAACUGCGAUGGCACACUUGAGGCAUCGCGGAAUAUUUGGUGUGUCGAAACUUCGAUGUACAUUUUCGACAGACACAACCCAAAACGUUACCAGAUCGUUAGACAAGUCUGCGGAUGUUGCGCUGGACUUCGAAUGGAACGAGGCCAAGCCUUAUACGGAAGUUCCUGGGCCAAAGCCUUUGCCGUUCCUUGGCAAUACAUGGCGAUUUUUACCCUACGUAGGCGAUUUCAAAAUUGAGGAGGUCGACAAGGUUUCGAAACGGCUGCACAAAAAAUACGGUAGUGUUGUAAAAAUUGCGGGUCUUCUGGGUCGUCCGGAUAUGGUUUUUCUGUACGACGCUGAUGAAAUUGAGCGGGUCUUUCGCAGCGAGGAAAAAAUGCCUCAUCGGCCAUCCAUGCCUUCCUUAAACUACUACAAACACGUCUUGCGCAAGGAUUUCUUCGGCGAAGAUGCCGGGGUCAUUGCAGUGCACGGCGAGAGCUGGUAUAAUUUUCGAAGCAAAGUACAGCAGGUGAUGCUACAGCCGCGAACUGCUAAACUUUACAUCGGUGCAGUCCAAGAAGCAAGCGAAGCUUUCGUUCAAAGAGUGAAAAAAGUACGAAAUUACAAGGAUGAAACACCCGACCAUUUUCUCAACGAAAUUCACAAAUGGUCUUUGGAGUCUAUAGCUCGUGUGGCUUUGGACGUAAGAUUGGGGUGCCUCGACGAUGACGCACCCCUGGAGACGCAGGAGCUGAUCGACGCGGUGAAUGUAUUUUUCAAAAACGUUGGUGUCCUCGAGCUGAAGGUCCCAUUUUGGAGACUGUUCAACACUCCAACCUGGCUGAAAUACGUAAAAGCCCUGGAUACGAUAGUCGAAAUCACCUCGAAGCACACCAACGCGGCGCUGACCAGAACGAAAACGAAAGAAAUUACGGGGGAUGCGAAAACUGAUCCUUCAUUGCUGGAAAGGAUACUGGCCAUGGAUACAGGGGUUAAAAUCGCGACCAUUUUAGCUCUCGAUCUAUUCUUAGUGGGAAUAGACACAACUUCAAACGCGGUCGCAUCCGUUAUUUACCAGCUCGCAUUACACCCGGAGAAGCAGAGAAAACUUUAUGAAGAAGUUUCAGCGGUUAUGCCUCCCCCGGGAACUCCAAUUGAGGCUAAACACGUGGAAGACAUGAAAUACCUGAAAGCCUGCAUCAAAGAAACCCUGAGAAUGUAUCCAGUUGUUAUCGGGAAUGGACGGUGCAUGACGAAAGAUACCGUCAUCGGGGGUUACCAAAUACCAGAAGGUGUCCAAAUAGUAUUCCAACAUUACGUGAUUAGCAAUCAAGAUAAAUACUUUCCCGGAAGUGAAGAAUUUCUUCCGGAGAGAUGGAUGACCGGACGUGAUUUCAAUCAUGGAGUAAAACACGCCUUCGCUUCUUUGCCGUUUGGUUACGGACGUCGAAUGUGUUUGGGAAGACGAUUUGCCGAGUUGGAAAUGAUUAUUGUUCUUGCUAAGGUCAUCCAAUCAUUCAAACUUGAAUACCACUACGAUAAACUAGAUUAUCACAUUGAUCCAAUGUACACACCGAAGGGACCGCUUAGAAUUAAGAUGAUCGACAGGUAAUCAAAAAAUUAUACCUGCACCAAGUAGCUCGCAUUCAACCUACUUUGAACG
Molecule: messenger RNA, 1940 nt
Organism: Diprion similis
Lineage: Eukaryota; Metazoa; Arthropoda; Insecta; Hymenoptera; Diprionidae
Product: probable cytochrome P450 49a1
Exons: 11
Coding region: 264-1889 (541 amino acids)
Biological process (GO): C21-steroid hormone biosynthetic process; glucocorticoid biosynthetic process; cholesterol metabolic process
Cellular component (GO): mitochondrial inner membrane
Molecular function (GO): monooxygenase activity; iron ion binding; oxidoreductase activity, acting on paired donors, with incorporation or reduction of molecular oxygen
Source: RefSeq, a predicted model, not a curated record